AGGAAGAGUCUGCAGUCGACUGAGGAAGAGUCUGCAGUCGAAUGAACUGAGCACUGAGGAAGAGUCUGCAGUCGACUGAGGAAGAGUCUGCAGUCGAAUGAACUGAGCACUGAGGAAGAGUCUGCAGUCGAAUGAACUGAGCACUGAGGAAGAGUCUGCAGUCGAAUGAACUGAGCACUGAGGAAGAGUCUGCAGUCGAAUGAACUGAGCACUGAGGAAGAGUCUGCAGUCGACUGAACUGAGCACUGAGGAAGAGUCUGCAGUCGACUGAGGAAGAGUCUGCAGUCGAAUGAGACACCAGGAGCCCAACGAUCAUCUGACAACAGCAAACAUGGAGUAACUCAACAGGACACAACAACAACAACAGUGCUUUAAACCCAGGUGAAGGGGGCGCUGCUCAACAUGGACCCAAAAAGAUCCGUGUCCUCCAUCCAGGAUGUGGUGUCGACGCCUCGACGCAGCCUCAGCUCUAGCUUCCGUUACGGUUCCUUCGUCAACAGCGUUUCGUCGGUCGCGGCCGAGCCAGCGGAGCCGCCGCUCAUCUCGCCUUGGCGGGGUUACGUGGCUGUGGCUGUGCUGUGCUAUGUCAACCUGCUCAACUACAUGGAACGGUACACCAUUGCAGGGGUCCUGCUCAACAUUCAGAGGUUUUUUAGUAUCAGUGACAGCACCAGCGGACUUCUGCAGACAGUUUUUAUCUGCAGUUUUCUACUUUUGGCUCCUCUCUUCGGUUACCUUGGCGACCGCUACAACCGUAAAUACAUUGUGAUCGGCGGCCUGGUCAUGUGGCUCAUUACGGCGACCACCAGCUCUUUCGUCACGGAGUCGGUGAGUGUAAAAUAAGUGUGUUCACAUCCAGUUUACGAGAAAUAAGAGGCAGCGGGUUUGACACUUCCUGCUCUGAGGUCUGGUUCCUCCUGUGUCAGCUGAGCCCAGGACACCGAAGAAAACGCAACACAAAAGUGUCUGAAGGAGACAAUAAUAGGACUGAACCCCUGAACCCCUGAGACAUUAAAUCUGCGUCUGUUUCAGGUUCAUUAAAGCUGCUGUCAGUUUGUGUUCCUUUUCUUCAGCGGUUUAGUUUUACUGUGUGUUUUAGGGUCAAAACAGGCGGAGGAACAGAAAAAGACAAAGAGAGGAACUGAAGUUUGACAGGUUUGGACUAAAUGAGGCCCUAGAAUGAACAUCAGUAACAGAUUUAGGAUGUUGAACAUCAACUGUGAACUGGAACACACUGAACAACAGCAAGGAUUGGAAUGUUGGUCCAGGAGUUUAUGUUUUAGACUCUUUUUUUUUUAAUAAAUCAGUCCAGAUGCUUUUUGACACCUGUUUAACUCCAUUAAGCAAUUCCACGGUCAAAAAAAUGAUAAAAUAAGCAACAA
Molecule: messenger RNA, 1382 nt
Organism: Sphaeramia orbicularis (orbiculate cardinalfish)
Lineage: Eukaryota; Metazoa; Chordata; Actinopteri; Kurtiformes; Apogonidae
Product: protein spinster homolog 3-like
Exons: 4
Coding region: 403-843 (146 amino acids)
Biological process (GO): transmembrane transport
Cellular component (GO): membrane
Molecular function (GO): transmembrane transporter activity
Source: RefSeq, a predicted model, not a curated record